UCUCAUUCCUCUUCGUCCUCCUCUUCAUCGUCCUCAUCCUCGUCCUCCUCCUGCCAUGGGAACUCAGGGGACUGGGAUCCCAGCUCGUUCCUGUCAGCACAUAAGCUCUCGGGCCUCUGGAACUCCCCGCACUCCAGUGGGGCCGGGCCAGGCAGCUCGCUCGGGAGUCCUCCUUCCAUCCCUGGUGAGGUUUUCCCCAUCUCGGAGCACCACCGGCACUCAGACCUCACUGCUCCACCUAACAGCCCCACCGGCCACCACCCCCAGCCAGCGCUGCUGAUCCCAUCUCACCCCGGAUCCUUUGGCUCACCACCCCACCCGCACCUGCUGCCCACCACCCCGGCAGCACCUUUCCCUGCCCAGGUUUCAGAAUGCCCUAUUGCCGUGGCUGCUGCCCCUCACACCCCAGGGCCAUGUCAGAGCCCCCACCUUCCCUCCACUAGCAUGCCGCUCCUGAAGAUGCCUCCACCAUUCUCGGGUUGCGGCCACCCCUGUAGUGGGCAUUGCAGCGGGCACUGCAGCGGGUCCCUCCUCCCACCACCCAGCUCUCAGCAACUCACUAGCACUCACAGCAGGGACCCUGGGUGCAAGGGGCACAAGUUUACCCAUAGUGGCCUGACCUGCCAGCUGCCCCAGCCCUGCGAGGCAGACGAGGGGCUGGGCGAGGAAGAGGACAGCAGCUCAGAGCGUAGCUCCUGCACCUCAUCCUCGACCCACCAGAGAGAUGGGAAGUUCUGUGACUGCUGCUACUGUGAGUUCUUCGGCCACAAUGCGCCACCCGCUGCCCCGACGAGUCGGAAUUAUACCGAGAUCCGAGAGAAGCUCCGCUCAAGGCUGACCAGGCGGAAAGAGGAGCUGCCCAUGAAGGGGGGCGCCCUGGGCGGGAUCCCUGGGGAGCCCGCCGUGGACCACCGAGAUGUGGAUGAGCUGCUGGAAUUCAUCAACAGCACGGAGCCCAAAGUCCCCAACAGUGCCAGGGCCGCCAAGCGGGCCCGGCACAAACUGAAAAAGAAGGAAAAGGAGAAGGCCCAGUUGGCAGCAGAAGCUCUAAAGCAGGCAAAUCGUAGUGUUUCUGGAAGCCGGGAGCUGAGGCCUGCCAGGGAGAGGCUCUUGAAGUGGCCCGAUCAGGAGCUGGAUCGGGUCAACAGCUUUCUGAGCAGCCGUCUACAGGAGAUCAAGAACACUGUCAAGGACUCCAUCUGCGCCAGCUUCAGUGUGUGUGAGCUCAGCAUGAACAGCAAUGGCUUCACUAAAGAGGGGGCUGCUGAGCCAGAGCCUCAGAGUCUAGCCCCCUCAAACCUCAAUGGCUCCUCAGAGCAACGGCCUGACAUUAACCUUGACCUGUCCCCUUUGACUUUGGGCUCCCCUCAGAACCAUAUGUUACACGCUCCAGGCGAGCCAGCCCCACCAUGGGCAGAAAUGAGAAGUCUCCACCCACCAUGGACAGAGGUGAGGGGCCCCCCUCCUGGUAUCAUCCCUGAGAAUGGGUUAGUGAGGAGACUCAACACCGUGCCCAACCUGUCCCGGGUGAUCUGGGUCAAGACACCCAAGCCAGGUAACCCUAGCUCUGAGGAGCUAAGUGUAAAGGAGGUCCCUGGUUGCAAGCAGGAGCUGCCUGAGCCUGUGGCCUCAGGUGGCAAGCCACGGAAGGGCAAGAGACAGGGUAGUCAGGCCAAGAAGAGCAAGGUGAGCCCAGCUCCCCAGUCCCCAGCCUGCCUUGAGACUCCCAGUGCCAAGGGCCAGACCCCCAGCCCCAAGCAGCCAAGCAAGGCCCCAGAGCCUCCCAGAGUGGACAGCUGUGCCAAGGCUGGAGAAGGGAGCCAGGGGACCCAACCAGGACCAGGCUGGGCUAGCAGCCCCAAAGCUGACAAACAGAAGGGCAGCUCCUGGCAAAACUGGCCAGGUGAAGCCAAGGCACGGCCUCUGGAGCAGGAGUCUGUGCAGCCCCCAGGCCCAGCAAGGCCACAGAGCUUGCCACAGGGCAAGGCCCGCAGCCGCCGGAGCCGCAACAAGCAGGAGAAGUCAGCCUCCUCCUUGGACGAUGUGUUCCUGCCCAAGGACAUGGAUGGGGUGGAAAUGGAUGAGACUGACCGGGAGGUGGAGUAUUUUAAGAGGUUCUGUUUGGAUUCUGCAAAGCAAACGCGUCAGAAAGUUGCCGUGAACUGGACCAACUUCAGCCUCAAGAAAACCACUCCCAGCACAGCUCAGUGAGCCCCUGCCAGAUCAGGCUUCUUCAGGGUGUCCUGAGACCCUGACCGCCAGCUGAAGGUCUACACCUUUUUCCUUCACAUCGCCACCCACCUGCCCAAGACCCUCCCUGCCAUCCUGGACCAACCAAAAGCUGAAUAGAUGCCGUGUGUGCUGGGGCCCCUCAGGACCUCUGCAGAACUGCUUCCUGGUGCUACGCAGCCUCCACACUCAGAGCCCGGGGGCUGGGCUGGCCUUUGGGCUUGGGGGCUGAUGGUACUGCUGGCCCAACACUGCUUUCUUUGUGUUUGGUUUUUUGGUUUUGUUUUACUUGUUUUUUCAAUUCUUUUUGAUACUGUGAAGAUCUUUCCUGCCGAAAGAUAAAGCAACAUUUGGACACAGA
Physeter macrocephalus (sperm whale) is the source of this 2590-nucleotide messenger RNA. RefSeq names its product family with sequence similarity 193 member B (gene FAM193B). The transcript has 8 exons. The annotation marks the transcript as partial. The record is from RefSeq and is a predicted model, not a curated record. NCBI's taxonomy places the organism in Eukaryota, Metazoa, Chordata, Mammalia, Artiodactyla, Physeteridae. Gene Ontology annotation, cellular component: nucleus; cytoplasm.